This is a messenger RNA of Hansenula anomala, 3345 nucleotides long. RefSeq lists its product as uncharacterized. Gene Ontology annotation, biological process: phosphatidylinositol dephosphorylation. The record is from RefSeq and is a predicted model, not a curated record. NCBI's taxonomy places the organism in Eukaryota, Fungi, Ascomycota, Saccharomycetes, Phaffomycetales, Wickerhamomycetaceae. Gene Ontology annotation, cellular component: membrane; cytoplasm. Gene Ontology annotation, molecular function: phosphatidylinositol-4,5-bisphosphate 5-phosphatase activity; phosphatidylinositol-3,5-bisphosphate 5-phosphatase activity. Bases 1 to 3345 code for a protein of 1114 amino acids. The transcript is spliced from 2 exons.
AUGAGGCUGCUAGUGAAGGAGAACCCAAGAACAGUGGCACUUGUGUCGAGGACCCAUGUCCUUCUUUUCCGCCAUAUCAAGACAAAGAACAACUUGCAAAGAUGUGUUAUAGAGUUCACCUCCAAAGACGAAGUCAAUUUGAAAUCCUACAAGAAGUUAACUGACAGGGAAAUCCAUGGAUUCAUGGGACUUAUUGAAGUUAAGGGUGACUACUACCUUUGUGCAAUCACGGGUAAAAUCCAAGUUGCUGCUCCAAUACCAGGCGAGACAAUUAACAAGAUCUUUAGUGUUGAUUUCUAUUGUAUUAAUAAGGGAACUUGGGAUGGUGUUGAGCUAGAUCCAAACGGUUAUGCUAUGAUGCCUGAUGUUGAAAGAGGUUAUGAUGAUCAAUUCAGAUCAGGAACCACAAAUGGUGGUAGUGGGGCCAAUGGUGGUGGUGAUGGGAGUGCUCAAAGACAUCCAUGCCAUGAAUUGAAAAAAUUAUUAUCAACAGGUGGUUUUUACUAUAGUUCCAAUUUUGAUUUGACGAGUACUUUACAAAAUAGAGGUAUUGAUUCACACUCCUUAAGUUUUGAUAAUUAUAAUGAUGAGUAUAUGUGGAAUUCAUUCAUGUUGCAAGAGGUUGUUCAAUUUAGAGACCGUUUAGAUACACCAUUGAAAGAAAAACUGGAUGAUGAAGGAUUCUUGACAACUGUUAUUAGAGGAUUUGCUGAAACGUUUGAUGCUUAUUUGAAUAGAACUAAAGUGGCAAUGACUGUGAUAUCGAGACAAAGUUGGAAAAGAGCUGGUACAAGAUUCAACUCUAGAGGUAUUGAUGAUGAAGGAAAUGUUGCAAAUUUUGUCGAAACUGAAUUCAUAUUGUAUUCUGAUAAGCUUUGUUAUUCUUAUAUUGAAAUACGAGGAAGUGUGCCGAUCUUUUGGGAACAAGACACUGCUUUGAUUAAUCCAAAAGUACAAAUCACCAGAUCUGAAGAAGCUACUCAACCGGUUUUUGAUUCUCAUUUUGAUCAUUUGCUUGAGACAUAUGGUGCAGUGAAUAUUGUUAACUUACUAAGUACAAAAUCAUCUGAAAUUCAAUUAUCAAAAAGAUAUAGAAGCCACGUUGAUACAUACACCAAGAAUCACAAUCCAGAGCUUUAUAUGACUGAAUUUGAUUUCCAUAGAGAAACAUCCAAUCAAGGAUAUUCAUCAUCAACAAAGAUUUUCCGUCUAAUCAAAGAAUCAUUAUAUGAGUUUGGUUAUUUCAGUUAUGAUGUUGAAAAGAAGAAAACUCUUAGUGAACAAACCGGUGCAUUCAGAACAAAUUGUUUAGAUUGUCUUGAUAGAACAAAUUUGAUUCAACAAUUUAUUUCAAAUUUUGCAUUAACAAUUUUUCUCAAGGAUCAUAAUUUAGAAGUUUCACAAGAAUCUGAAUUUUACAAUAGACACAAUUCAUUAUGGGCAGAUAAUGGUGAUCAAAUUUCACAAAUUUAUACAGGUACCAAUGCAUUAAAAUCAUCUUUUUCAAGAAGUGGUAAAAUGAGUUUUGCUGGUGCUCUUUCAGAUGCUACUAAAUCUGUUAGCAGAAUGUACAUUAAUAAUUUUGUUGAUAAGGGGAAACAAAUGACAAUUGAUACAUUAUUAGGUAGACUAAGUGGUCAACUGCCAGUUAUGCUAUAUGAUCCUAUAACUGAUUAUGUUAAUGAGAAAUUGAUUGAAAUGAAGCCACAAUUUACAUCAAGUGCAAAUAUUAAUAUAUUUACAGGUACUUUCAAUGUGAAUGCCAGUAACAAGGUUGCAGACUUGUCUUCAUGGUUAUACCCUAUAGGUGAUAAAUUCAAACCAAAUAUUGUUGUGCUAGGGUUUCAAGAAGUUAUUGAAUUGACUGCAGGAUCUAUUUUAAAUGCAGAUUACUCAAAAUCUUCAUUUUGGACAAAGGAAGUUUCAGAAUGCCUAAAUCAAUUUGAUAAAUAUAUCAUGCUUAGAGCUGAGCAAAUGACAUCUCUGUUGUUGUUAUUUUUCGUUAGAGCUGAUAGUGUGAAUAAUGUUAAACAAGUUGAAGGUGGUGUUAAAAAGACAGGUCUUGGUGGUAUCACUGGUAAUAAAGGUGCUGUUGCCAUUCGUUUCAAUUACGGUGCCUCAAGCUUUUGCUUUGUUAAUGCACAUUUAGCUGCUGGUGCAAGUAGUGUUGCAGAAAGAUACAAUGAUUAUUUAUCCAUCUCCAAUGGGAUAAGAUUUUCAAGAGGUGGGAAAAUCGAUAGCAAUGAAACUGUGUUUUGGAUUGGAGAUUUGAACUAUAGAAUUUCUUUGAGUAAUGAAGAAGUUAGAAGACGUAUAUCCAAUGGAGAUCUGGAGUAUUUGUACCAAUUUGAUCAAUUAACUAAGGAAAUUAGUUCUGGUAACGCUUUCAAAGGAUUUUCAGAACCAACUAUUAGUUUUAAUCCAACAUACAAAUUUGAUAAAGGUACAAAUAUAUAUGAUAGUUCUGAAAAGCAAAGAAUUCCUUCCUGGACUGAUAGAAUCAUUUAUAGAGGUGGGAAUACCAAACCUUUAGCUUAUAGUUCUUCAGAAUUGUUGUUCUCUGAUCAUAGACCAGUUUACGCUGCUUACAAGUCCACUGUUGAAUUUGUUGACGAAGACAAGAAAUCAGGAUUAUCAAAAGAUCUUUAUGAAAACUAUAAAGCAAAUCAUGUCCAAGACAGUUCCUUAUCUCUGAUCGAUUUGAAAUAUGAUUCAAAUGAUAAUUCAACUGAUGAUAAAAAGACUGCAAAGAGACAACAAGACUUAUUGAAUUUUUUGGAUGAUGAUUUAGAUUAUAAACCAGCAUUACCAGCAAGAAGAGAAGCAAGUUCACCAAUUUCCAUGGAUAUCUUGACACCAUCAAAGAGAGGUAGUCCAGCACCACCUGACCUACCAGCAAGAAGAACUGCUACUGCUGCCAAAUCUGGUAUACCACCACCACCUGCUCCGCGUGCAAGUACUCCUGUGACUAGACCAUCAUCUAAACCAGAUACUAGAGAUACAACUACAACAAGCACUUCAACUACACCACCACCAGCCCCAACUCCUAGAAAGACAAACACAUUACCACCAGGGUUUUCUGACUCUAUAUUAAUGCCAAAGUCAUCGAGCCCAUCAAGAUCCAAUACACCUUUGAGCAGAGGUCAAACAUCAUCUGGUGCUGUUCCUCCCCCUGAAUCAUUGAAGAAUACCUCGCUUGAUAGUAAAUUACCUACAAGUACUGGUGUGGAUAAUGAUUCCAAAAGUACUGCACCACCACCUCCCCCAAGCAGAAAAGGUACAGGUGUGGCUUCGUUACAAGAAAAUCUUGAUUUGAAUAGCUGGAAACCAUUGACACCUAAAUGA